AUGAGCUCCGAGCCUGCGCUCCGCCCGGCUCGCGGUGCGGGUGAAGAACAAAACAUGACUGAAAUAGAUGCCUUCCCUAGGAGAGAAAUGUUUGAUCCGGCUGAAAAGUACAAAAUGGACCACAAGAGGAGAGGAAUUGCAUUAAUCUUCAAUCAUGAGAGGUUCUUCUGGCACUUAACCCUGCCAGAGAGGCGGGGCACCAGUGCCGACAGAGAAAAUCUUAGACGCAGGUUUUCAGAUCUAGGAUUUGAAGUAAAAUGUUUUGAUGAUCUUAGAGCAGAAGAACUAUUGCUCAAAAUUCACGAGGCGUCAACUGCCAGCCACGUAGAUGCUGAUUGCUUUUUGUGUGUUUUCCUGAGUCACGGUGAAGGCAACCACAUCUAUGCGUAUGAUGCCAAAAUUGAAAUUCAGACGUUAACAGGCUUGUUCAAAGGAGACAAGUGUCAGAGCUUGGUUGGAAAACCCAAGAUAUUUAUCAUUCAGGCGUGUCGGGGCAGCCAGCACGACGUGCCCGUCAUCCCUCUGGAUGCAGUUGAUCACGGGACAGACACGCUGGAUGCCAACCUAACCCAGGUGGACGCGGCCUCGGUUUACACACUUCCUGCUGGAGCCGACUUCCUCAUGUGCUACUCUGUGGCAGAAGGUUACUAUUCUCAUCGGGAAACUGUGAAUGGUUCAUGGUAUAUUCAAGAUUUGUGUGAGAUGCUGGGAAAAUUCGGCUCCUCUUUGGAGUUCACAGAACUCCUCACCCUGGUGAACAGGAAGGUUUCUCAGCGCCGAGUGGACUUCUGCAGAGACCCAAGUGCGAUCGGAAAGAAGCAGGUUCCCUGCUUUGCCUCAAUGCUAACUAAAAAGCUGCACUUCUCUCCAAAAUCUAAAUGA
Rangifer tarandus platyrhynchus (Svalbard reindeer) is the source of this 882-nucleotide messenger RNA. The record is from the annotation of a GenBank genome assembly. NCBI's taxonomy places the organism in Eukaryota, Metazoa, Chordata, Mammalia, Artiodactyla, Cervidae.